Messenger RNA from Saccostrea echinata, 1049 nucleotides. RefSeq names its product protein PRQFV-amide-like. The record is from RefSeq and is a predicted model, not a curated record. The transcript has 4 exons. Lineage: Eukaryota; Metazoa; Mollusca; Bivalvia; Ostreida; Ostreidae. The coding region runs from base 195 to 878 and encodes 227 amino acids.
AGAUACAGUGUUACUUAGAUGAAUCUUCAACCAAAGACAGGAAGUACUUAAUACUGGGCAAGGGUACAUCGAUCCAAAUUAUCAUUGAUACGAGAGAAAUAAUUUGAAAAAGGAGACAAGCGACUGUCAUCACAUACGAGAGAGAGAUCAGUGAAACAACGACAGAGGGAUUCUAACACCUAAGGGUACAAGAAAUGAAGUUAACUUUUGGAACGAUACUAACCUUACUUUGGGCGUUUUCUUCUGUAGGGGUGAGGGCAGAUGAUGAUUCCAAUAAGGAAAAUCUUCUUAAAUCUGCUUUAAGAAGCUUGUCAGAAAACAGACUUAAUUCAAGGGAGGAAUCUUUAGCUCAGUCUCCAGUAAACAUCAAUGAGGAUUUCCAGGAAAAUGCCGAAAAUUUUGAUCCUGAUCGACUUCAAACACAACACAAUUUGGACGAAAACUGUUCAGAUUCCAUCCACUCCCCUGUGGAAGAAUAUGGUGACGAUUUUAAUGAACCCAAAAACCAAAUUCCGGCUGAAAACAACAUGGAAAAUCAAAGAAUUAAGAAAUAUUCUGAAUUUCUAGGUAAAAGAUUUUCUGAAUUCUUAGGAAAACGCGGAUUUCCAAAGAGGUAUUCAGAAUUUCUUGGCAAACGCUUACGUCAGGGCAAACGUUUUUCGGAGUUCCUCGGGAAGCGAAGUCUUGAUAAAAAAUAUUCUGAAUUUCUUGGAAAAAGAAAUCAUAAAACAAAACGAUAUUCAGAAUUUCUUGGGAAAAGGUAUUCCAAAGGUAAACGCUAUAGCGAUUUCCUAAUGGGAAAACGGUAUAGCGAUUUCUUAAUGGGAAAAAGGCAUAACUUGUUUAACAAAAGGCAAGGGGAGUGGGUGGGAAAAUGAACACAAAAAUUCCUUUGUAUCUUUUCUAGAAUAUAAUAUCUAUGAAACAUAUCAGAAAUAUUGUAAAUUUCUCCUUAACUUAAUUAAGUGUUACACAAAUACAUGUAUAUCUUUGAAUUUGUCUGUAUUAAUAUUGAUAUAGAGUUGCUCAAUAAAAUUAAUUUAUGUUUA